Messenger RNA from Pogonomyrmex barbatus (red harvester ant), 2623 nucleotides. RefSeq lists its product as uncharacterized. Gene Ontology annotation, molecular function: RNA polymerase II cis-regulatory region sequence-specific DNA binding; DNA-binding transcription factor activity, RNA polymerase II-specific. The record is from RefSeq and is a predicted model, not a curated record. Gene Ontology annotation, cellular component: chromatin; transcription regulator complex; PcG protein complex. Gene Ontology annotation, biological process: regulation of transcription by RNA polymerase II. NCBI's taxonomy places the organism in Eukaryota, Metazoa, Arthropoda, Insecta, Hymenoptera, Formicidae.
AUCUUUCUUCUUCCAGUGUAAGAACCAGCCAAAAAGAACAGGCUUAUAGCUAGUCUAUGGAAUCAUCGAAGCAUAAAGAGUGAUGUUUCCAAACGUAACCUAACGUGGAAAUUCCCAACCUGAUGUGAUAAUAUUUGUGCACAUUUAUGAUAUUUUAUACAAUUGAUGAUAAUUGAUAUUGUUUACAUUGUUUUUUGUAUGCUUUGUUCUCAGGAGUUUGUAGUUUUUAAGAAAAAUCUUUAAAGGAACUUUUUAAGAAGAAAAUUUUGAAGAAUGAGAGAUAUAUAAACAAUUAUAGAGAAUUUUAAGGAUUACAAGAUUAUACAGAUAUAUAUGGUGCAAAAAGACGGAAUAUGAUAUUCCUCAAGGAAUUUAGAAGAUGUACUACCAACGAACAAUGUCCAAAUUGUGGACAACUUGUAAAUACAACUUUUUCAAGAAUUGUAAAAGAUAGUUGUGGUCAUACCAAAUGUCGAAUGUGCUUAUUAUAUGAGGAACAUGGUUGUAAAAUUUGUCAAACUACACAUUGCACAAGAAAAAAUAUUCAGGAUUAUUUAACAGAACCGUGUAUCACAAAUGAGAAUUUAAAUGAUAUACAUAAUCCAGUGAAUGAUUCAUCUGCCAAUGAAGAGAUUAUAUUACCAUUAGAAUUGGUCAUCAAUAAGGAUUCCAAGUCCAAGGAAAAUUGUUCAGAUUCAAACCUUAUCAAACAUGGAUCAUCAAAACUUUAUGAAAAGAGUGCUUUUGAUAAUGAUGAAGAAAUCUGUGAAUCUAUAAUGAAUGAUGCAGUCACUAAUAAUGAUUCCAGCAAACUGUGCAUUCCAAAAAUAGAACCCUAUAAUGUAAUAUUGAAUAUUCAAACUCAUUUAAGAAAUGAGAAUUGUGACUCGAAAAAUCUGCAGAAUCCACAUGAUAGUCAAACAAAAGUAAAAAUUAGUGAAAAGCCUGUGGAAAAUAGCAAAAAUGUCAAAUGUCAUAAUCGUACUCAUAUAACAAUAAUACCAGGUAUCCCAGAAAAAUACAAAUGUAAUGUAUGCAGUAAAAUAUUUCGCAAUAAGAAAGGCAAAUGUUACCAUGAUGCCUGUGUAACAGGUAUCAAGCCUUAUCAGUGUACCCUUUGCGAUAAGAGUUUUGUCAAACGUUCUCAUUUCGAAUACCACGAGAGAAUUCAUAGAGGGUAUAAACCAUAUAAAUGUAACCUUUGCGAAAAGGCUUUCCCUCAGCAAAAUAAACUCAACAGACAUAUGCUUUCUCAUAGCAAGGAAAAACAAUUUACAUGUCCCGAAUGCAAUAAACGGUAUAGCAAACAAGAUGAUUUAAAGAAUCACUUAAACAUACAUAAUGUAACUUCUAUAUAUAACUGCAAAUCUUGUGAUAAAUCUUUCUACAUAUUAGCUCAUCUGAAGCGUCAUAUGCAAACACAUACAAACGAACGGCCACACAAGUGCGAUCAAUGUAACAAAAAUUUCAAAGACAGGUCUUUGCUAAUACGUCACAAACGGAUUCAUGGAAAAGAAAGACCAUUUUCUUGUGCUCAUUGUAAUAAAGUUUUUCUAUCAAAAAGUGAAUUAAGACGGCACUUAACUGUGCAUUCAGAUGAAAAACCAUUUUCUUGUAAAUAUUGUCAGACGCUAUUUAGACGUAAAGAUAAUCUAAAUCGGCACAUUAGGCAUCAUCAUACUGAGGAUUUUAAUCGUGAAAUACACAAAAUACCAGUUGUCAAAACAGAUCGAGCUUGUUCAAUAAAGAAUAGUCAACGACAAAAACAAAAAUCAAAAAAGGCACAAUCGAAAAGUACGGCUAAAGUUACCUCAACAUUUGCAAACUUUCCUGAUCAGAUUAAUUCACGGCUUGAUUCUAUGGGCAAUAUCACGCCUGUCAUAAGGGCUACUAGUGAAGUAAGUAAUGCAGUACCGGUGAUUAAUGGACCCAUCAAUAUCAGGCGGCUAGAGGACAGAACAGAUAAGAAGAUAUUUACAUACACAGAACCGAUUCCGAUUGCUGAGGCAGUGGUACUUAACUGUCGAAUCGAGGAGAAAUUAUAUCCGCAAAGUGCCAAUAGUCACAAUUAUUUUGUACGUAGUUAUCUUAAGGAUAGAAAUUCUAAAGUGAAUUCGUAUCCUAACAAUAAACUUGCAUCGCAAGAAAAUCAUAAUUUUGUAAUGGAUAUAUCUCCAAUUGAUCCACUUUCAAGAAUGACAAUAAAUCAGAAGGAUUGUACAUCUGACAUUCACAAAGAGAAAAUUAUAAGAUAUGAAGAUGAAAAAGACAAUCAGAAUGAAGACGAGAAGAAGAAAAACGAUGAAAGAAAUCUUGAUAAAAAAAGAAAUUUUAAAGAUCAUAAGGAGGAUCCAGGCAUUAUUUCUUUUGGAGAAUCUAAUUGCGUUUCUACGAUCAAGAAACAUAUUACGCAGAUGGAAGAACAUGUGAAUAAAAACUUAGCAAAUAAUGACAAUUUGGAUAUAAUACAUCGUCAAAGGAUUCUCAGAAUAAAUGCAGAAAAAAACAAAAUGAUAUACACUGGAGACGCCGAAUUGCAGAGACACUGAAAUCAUGCUGAUUUCGCGCAAAUUGCUUCGUAUGCAAUAUUUAGAUUUGAAAUAAACUCUUUCUUGGUAACAUG